AACAGAGACUGUUAUAUGAAAAUGGAGGGACGAAUAGAGAGGGGAACUGCAAGCAAGCAAGACUUAAUUAGUGAGAAUACGGGCAGCCUUGGUGUUUGCGGAUGGAUCCUUGUUGCUUUGUCUACGUUUUUUAUAGUGCUGCUUUUCCCAAUCAUGAUUUUUGUCAGCCUGAAGAUUGUACAGGAAUAUGAAAGGGCUGUAAUAUUCAGACUUGGCCGCAUCACUUCUAGAAAGCCAAAAGGACCAGGUAUCUUUUUCAUUGUUCCUUGCACUGACAGCUUUAUUAAGGUGGACAUGAGAACAGUUUCAUUCGACAUUCCUCCUCAAGAGAUUCUGACCAAAGACUCUGUGACAGUAAGUGUGGAUGGAGUAGUGUAUUUCCGGGUGAGUGAUCCCAUUGCCUCUGUGGCAAAUGUCAGCAAUGCUGAUUACUCCACACGCCUGCUUGCCCAGACUACCCUGAGGAACGUUUUGGGCACAAAGAACCUAGCUGAAGUUCUAUCAGACCGUGAGGGUAUCUCUCACAGCAUGCAGACGUCUUUGGAUGAGGCCACAGACUCAUGGGGCAUUAAGGUGGAGCGUGUGGAGAUAAAGGACGUGAAGCUGCCACAACAACUUCAGAGGGCCAUGGCUGCCGAGGCUGAGGCAGCCCGUGAGGCUAGAGCUAAGGUGAUUGCAGCAGAGGGAGAGAUGAAUGCUUCACGUGCUCUGAAAGAGGCUUCUCUGGUGAUCGCUGAAUCUCCAUCUGCUCUACAGCUGCGUUACCUACAGACUCUCAACACCAUCGCUACUGAGAAGAACUCCACCAUCAUCUUCCCACUCCCCAUAGACAUAAUGGGUCACUUCAUGAACAAGUGAAGUCUAAUACCAACAGCCCCCAAACAGUCGAUUACAAAUAUGGUUUACAUUUAAAUUAUUGAUUAAACAGUAAAUGAAAAACAAAUAACCCCCAGUAAACAGUUUCGUUAUUUUAUAGUUUAUAGCUAAAUUGUCAGCUUUUGAAUAUAAAGUCCCCUCUGAACAUAUAGAAAUGACAAGGCUAAUUCCAUUGUUCUAUGUGAAUUACAUUAAGAUAUAAAUAUCAGAAAAUGAAAGCAGAAGUUUUGUUCAAACAAAAUAAUUAUUUUUGUUGUUCCAAAAUGUUUGGAGGGGAGAGAUUACAACAUUACUGUGAAGAAACACUGGUUAUCUGUAAACCAGUAACAGAUUUACUGUAUAUUAUAAAGAAAUAUGAUAAAAU
Messenger RNA from Clarias gariepinus (North African catfish), 1240 nucleotides. It is a transcript of the gene stoml3b, whose product is annotated as stomatin (EPB72)-like 3b. Bases 16 to 858 code for a protein of 280 amino acids. Lineage: Eukaryota; Metazoa; Chordata; Actinopteri; Siluriformes; Clariidae. The transcript is spliced from 7 exons. The record is from RefSeq and is a predicted model, not a curated record. Gene Ontology annotation, cellular component: plasma membrane.